UGUUGCUGCGGGCUUCCGGUCCCGCCCGCCGCGGCGUCCCUGGCGUCCUGCCGUGUCUGAGCCGUUGCUGACCCGAGUGGGUCCGGGCCGCCACGGUCUGGAGACGCAGUCAUGCCGCGGUAUUACGAGGACAAGCCGGAGGGCGGCGCGUGCGCGGGCGUGAAGGAGGACCUGGGCGCCUGCCUGCUGCAGUCGGACUGCGUGCUCCAGGAAGGAAAAUCCCCUCGGCAGUGUCUGAAGGAAGGAAACUGCAAAGCUUUGAAAUACUCAUUUUUUGAAUGUAAAAGAUCAAUGGGAGUGACGCUGACUUUGCAGUUUUGGACCCUCCAUCCCACCACACCACCCUUAAGAAGUGGCUGCACUGUGAGGCUUCGGUCAAAGGACAUGCAGUUGACCUAUGGGUGUUGGAUGCCAGAUCAAGAUUCAGGGGAAGAAAAGGAUAUUGAUGCGACUAUGUUGAAACCAAGAUGAAAACAACAAAGGAUUUUCUCUGGUCUUUAACACAGAGAAGCCAAAAUUGGAAACAUACUUUUUGCUACAUCUGUUCACUUGGACCAGUUUUUCCCUACAUGGACACUGAAGAAAAUGGAUAAGUUCUGGUUUGAAUAUGUUAUAAAGUAAAUGAUUCUCUUGCUCUAAGUUAUUUUUAGAGGAAAACUUAAUUGAAUAGUUAUGGGUUGGAAACACAAUAGAUGUGUUUUAAGAAUUGUUCUGAAGCACAAAGAAUGGAAAGAUUGUUAUUUUCAAACUUGACUCCUCAACCAAAUGACACAGUUGGUACAUCCUUUGUGAAGACUGUGAAGGCCACUGAUGUGCCAUGGAGGCUGGUGAGAAAAUGUCCAUUGGGAAAGUUUAGGAUAAAACUUUGAUUCUUUUAUUCAGUCUGUACUGUUUAGUUCUAAAAUAAAUUGUGCUUGAUUCCUUGGAGAAGAAA
Camelus dromedarius (Arabian camel) is the source of this 934-nucleotide messenger RNA. Its product is annotated as cytochrome c oxidase assembly factor 5. Gene Ontology annotation, cellular component: mitochondrion. The transcript has 4 exons. Gene Ontology annotation, biological process: mitochondrial respiratory chain complex IV assembly. NCBI's taxonomy places the organism in Eukaryota, Metazoa, Chordata, Mammalia, Artiodactyla, Camelidae. The record is from RefSeq and is a predicted model, not a curated record. Bases 112 to 471 code for a protein of 119 amino acids.